This is a messenger RNA of Pediculus humanus corporis (human body louse), 1092 nucleotides long. Its product is annotated as Tryptophanyl-tRNA synthetase, putative. Gene Ontology annotation, biological process: mitochondrial tryptophanyl-tRNA aminoacylation. The transcript has 8 exons. The record is from RefSeq and is a predicted model, not a curated record. Gene Ontology annotation, molecular function: ATP binding; tryptophan-tRNA ligase activity. NCBI's taxonomy places the organism in Eukaryota, Metazoa, Arthropoda, Insecta, Psocodea, Pediculidae. Gene Ontology annotation, cellular component: mitochondrion; mitochondrial matrix. Bases 1 to 1092 code for a protein of 363 amino acids.
AUGUACUUCAGUUGUAAUUUAAAAAAAUUUACAAAAAUUUCUAUUAAAAACUGUGAUAAAAUAUUAAAUAAAAGUCAUUAUCGAACCAAAGGAAAAUGGCCAAGGCAAAUUUUAUCAGCGAUUCAACCGACAGGUAAAAUUCAUUUAGGAAAUUAUUUGGGUGCUAUUAAAAAAUGGGUUGAAUUGCAAAAUUCUGAAGAGAAAUCAGUGAUCUUUGCAGUUGCAGACUUGCACUCUAUCACUUUGCCUCAAGAUCCGGUUGAACUUCAUAAUAAUAUACUUUCCACAGCUGCAACAAUUUUAGCAUGUGGUAUUGAUCCUAAAAAAAGUAUUUUUUUCCAACAAUCAACAGUACCACAACAUGCUCAAUUAUGUUGGAUUCUUGGUACUCUUAAUACAAUGUCUAAAUUAGCACAAGUACCUCAAUUCAAAGAGAAAUCUCAAUCACUUAAAGAUAUUCCAAUUGGGUUAUUUUUAUAUCCAAUUUUACAAGCUGCCGAUGUCAUGUUAUACAAAGCAACUCAUAUACCUGUUGGAAAAGAUCAAAUUCCUCACAUAGAUUUAAUAAAUCACCUGACAAAAUUAUUUAAUAAUCGUUAUGGUGAAAUGUUUCCAGUAGUCGAUGCCUUAGUAGAUGAAAAAACCUGUAAAAUUAGAAGUUUACAAAAUGUCGAUAAAAAAAUGUCAAAAAGCGAUAAAAGUCAAAAAUCAUGUAUAAAUUUAUUAGAUACUCCUGAUGAAAUUUUAUUUAAAUGCAAAAAAGCUGUAUCUGAUUUUCAAUCUCAGUUGACAUAUGAGCCAGAAAAGCGACCUGGAGUAGCAAAUUUAAUAAAUAUUCAUUCUAGCAUAAUGGAAAAAACACCUGAAGACAUAGUGAAUGAAAAUUCCACUCUUGAUGUAGGACAAUACAAAUUAAUUCUAGCAGAAACAAUAAUAGAACAUUUAAAGCCUAUAAAAAGAAAAAUUGAUGAGUAUUUGAAUGCUCCUGAAUAUUUAAAAGCAUUAUUGGAUGAUGGUUCGAUGAAAGCUCAAGAAAUAGCAGAAAAUACGUUAAAAGAAGUUAACAGUAAAAUUGGAUUUUUAAAUUCCUAA